Cynoglossus semilaevis (tongue sole) is the source of this 2232-nucleotide messenger RNA. RefSeq names its product anterior gradient 2 (gene agr2). Gene Ontology annotation, cellular component: endoplasmic reticulum. The coding region runs from base 1523 to 2041 and encodes 172 amino acids. The record is from RefSeq and is a predicted model, not a curated record. The transcript has 8 exons. NCBI's taxonomy places the organism in Eukaryota, Metazoa, Chordata, Actinopteri, Pleuronectiformes, Cynoglossidae.
UAGACGCGUGUGUUGCUUUGUUUCCGGUCCCUGCAAGUUGCAGGGUGUGGAGAAAAUGGCAGAAGAAGGGUUAUUUCCUCGAACAGCGCAUUAAAUAAGCGGUGUGGGAUUAUUUAGGAAACAGGAGAAACGACCAGGGUGUCGGCAGUUAAGUAUUCUGUUCACAAUGUCCUCAGUCAGUGAACAUUUAGCAUUAGCUCUUUUAGCUUUCUCCCAUCAGCGAGCGAACGUUGGGCUUGUGCUUCCAGCGCUGUGGGUUGUCCGUUUCAUUUAUGACUAAUUUGUGUAUAUAAUGUAAAUUGUAAUUUAAACAUGAAAUAAAUAUAAAAUACCAAAAAUAAUAUAUACGUUUUGGCCACAUAAAAUUAGACAAAUAUAAAAACAAACUUAAACUUCUGGUAUAAAACAUAAUUGAUGACUUACAUAAUUUAAACAAUUCCGCUGCGGGAUUAAUAAUUGGUGGUAUAUAAAUGGGAACUAAAAAAAUACAAAUACUGUUAAUGUAAUUGUAUUUGUUGUUAUUGACUUCAAGUAAUAUAUUUAGAAUUUUUUUAUCGAACAGUAGUGGUUUUUGUUUAAUUACAAUGUAGUUAUUGUAACUUUUCUUCCUCACCUUUUUGUCUCGUACUUUGUGGUUACUUGACUUUGCUGUUAUAUAUUUUUUGUUAUGUUGGAAUCAGAAGUCAGGAGGCAGAGAGCAGGCUAAACCUGAACAAAGCUCCCAUUGAUGGCAGCCCGGGUCACUGAGCCCCUCUGCAACACUACUCCGCAGCUAACACUAAUUCUAACUUUCAGAAAAACUCACAGUCAGUCCAAAAAAAUGACGACUGGAAUAGAAUUCUGAAUUAUUUUCCGCAUUUGGAUUCAGUUGUAAACCAUGUGUAUUAAUCAUCCUUCAUCUCCAUGACCUGAAUGAUGUGUUGACUUUGUAGGUAAGGCACAGUUUAAUUUGCAAAUGUUUUUUCUCUCUGUCUGAGCCAAUCACAUCAGGACUAAUCAUCGUCCCGUCUCCGAUCACGUUUCUCACUUAUGUGAUGACUCGUCCUUAAAUCUUAGGACAGCUUUAACUAAUCACACUGCUGUUCCAUAAAAGGUCAAUGAAAUGGAAAUAAAUAAAUGAUACAAAUUUCCGAGUUUAGCCUCGAUCACUUGAAUGCAACAGUCCCACUAUUCAUGUAAAUGAAGUUCACAUAUCACUAUAUUGAUUAUUUAAAAUAAAAGAAGUGCAAAUGCAUCAUGCAUGUGCCUAAUUGGUGUGACCUUUCAUUAAUAAAGAAAAAAAAAAUAUAUAUAUCAGAUAAAAUAAGAACUAACAAUAAAUUACACAGUUUCCCAGGUGCACUUUGCUAAGCAAACGUAAUCAUUUGCGUGGGUUAAAAGAACAAACAUUCCGGCACAGAAGGGGUGUGUGGGAUGCUGCUAAAGGAGGGGUGUGUCCACCCAAGAACAGGUACUUAAAUCCUGCUCAGGUGAGAGCACAGGUACACAUCCUGAUCUGAGGAGCCUGGACAGGCAUUGAAAAAUGAUGGCCAAAGUGCUCUUGCCACUCAUGUUGCUCCUGGCGGCCGUGUCCUCCACCUUCGGAAAGGCACCGGAUAAGAAAUACAUUCCAAAGACCGGCAAGCGGGUCCCUCAAGUUCUACACAGAGGAUGGGGCGAUCAACUGAUCUGGGCUCAAACCUACGAGGAAGCGCUGCACUGGUCCAGAUCAAAGAACAGGCCUCUGAUGGUCAUUCAUCACCUCGAUGAUUGUCCACACAGUCAGGCACUGAAGAAAGAAUUUGCUGAAAACUAUGAGAUCCAGAAAAUACUUGAUGAAGACUUUGUCGUCCUCAACCUGGUGCAUGAAACUACAGACAAACAUCUCACCCCUGAUGGAGAGUAUGUCCCCAGAAUUAUCUUUGUCGACCCUUCAAUGACAGUGAGAGCUGAACUAGUCGGGCCCUACAGCAACCACAUGUACACCUAUGAGCCCGGUGAUAUCAAAGUCUUGAUGAGCAACAUGCAGCUGGCCAAGAAGCUCCUCAAGUCUGAGCUCUGAAACCAAGGACGAGGCUCCACAUUAGAACACAAUCUGGUGUUUACCAUCAGAGCCGAUGCCAACACGAUGGUGUCCUGACAGUUUACAGAAAGAAUGAUCUUCUUGAAGAUCAUGGCCGAUUCCCACCUUUGCUAUUAUUACUGUUUUCAUCCUCAAUGUCCUUAAAAUAAAUAUGAAUAUUUCAAAUAAUA